AUGGAUGUAAGCUCACCCUGUAACUCUUGGUGCUUGGAAGUCCAUGAGCAGUUAUUUGAAGAUCAUUUUAUCGAUGAAUUGAUUGCGAGAUUAGAUUGCCAUUUAGAUGGUUACGAAUUAAAUUGGCAAAAUGAAUUAGUAUUAGUAACUGUUACAGUCAUUACUAUGAGAACGUUUACCAUUUGUAAUUCAACACGACAAGAUAAAAUUGCUGAUUUAGCAAUGAAAUAUCGUAGAAUCGGUGAAAAAUGGAUUUUUCUUAUUUCGAAAAAUCUUCAAAUAGUCUUGUCUUCAGCCCGUUAUGAAAUUGAACAACUUCGUCUCAAGAUGGUAACUAUUGGCAUUGCUUUCGAAUACAAUUCUUCAACCAAUCUCAUUAAAUUUCGUGAAUAUACAGAUAUAUGUAUUGACAAAGAUCAAUGGUUGGGAAUAUUAACAGGUUUAACAUCUGAUCUUCGCUUAUUACCGUUACCAGCUAAUAACUACAGAUUGAAUCAUUUUCCAUAUCAAAAAUUAAUUGUACCUUUUCGCAUGGUUCAAAGUAUCAGAAGUCAGCACACGAAUCAUCAAACUAUUACCAUAAAUCGAUCAUAUUUAUUAUCAUUUGCUCAUCAAUAUUUUGUUUUCAUUCUCAAUGAUAGAUUAAAAAUACUUCAAUCAACAGAUAGCCAUACUGAAUGGCUUUAUUUAGCAUUAUUACAUGCGAUGACUUCUCAUCCAUUAUCAGAUCAAUAUACUGGAAUGACUGGAAUGAGACGAGCUUUUCAAUUUUUGUAUUCAGCUGGUUGUUGGUCAGAUCAACCUUUUGAUAAAGUUUCUCUAAAUAUUCUUUCUCAGAUUGCAUCCAUUUCUCCAUAUAGUUAA
This is a messenger RNA of Rotaria sp. Silwood2, 864 nucleotides long. The record is from the annotation of a GenBank genome assembly. NCBI's taxonomy places the organism in Eukaryota, Metazoa, Rotifera, Eurotatoria, Philodinida, Philodinidae.